Messenger RNA from Aspergillus japonicus CBS 114.51, 1397 nucleotides. RefSeq names its product FAD-binding oxidoreductase. The record is from RefSeq and is a predicted model, not a curated record. NCBI's taxonomy places the organism in Eukaryota, Fungi, Ascomycota, Eurotiomycetes, Eurotiales, Aspergillaceae. The coding region runs from base 39 to 1397 and encodes 452 amino acids. Gene Ontology annotation, molecular function: oxidoreductase activity; FAD binding. The transcript has 2 exons.
CGUCCCACCACUCUGUGCGCCCAUUCUAGUCCCCGAAUAUGGACGACUUGCGCCAGCACCUACGCGGCACGACUGCCCUCGUCUUGACACCGGACUCGCCCGGCUACGCGGAGAGUAUCAAACGAUGGAGUGACACCUGCGAAAAGAGAGCGGCCGCGGUUGUCUUACCCACGACGGCAGAAGAGGUGUCGCUGGCGGUGGGUUUUGCGACCGCGCAUCACAUUCCUCUGGUGGUGCACAACGGCGGCCAUUCGACCAGUGGCGCCUCGGCGAGCGAGGGAGGGCUGGUGAUCAGUCUGGCGCGCAUGCGAGGGGUGGUCGUAGAUCCCGCCGCCAAAACCAUUACCGCGCAAGGGGGCACCAUCUGGGAAGAUGUGGACCGGGCAGCGGCGGUCCAUGGCCUCGCGACGGUCGGGGGCACGGUGAAUCACACCGGGGUCGGAGGCCUGACGCUCGGGGGCGGAUACGGGUGGCUGACGGGGCGCCACGGGCUGACGAUUGACAAUCUCCUGGCGGCGACGGUGGUGCUCGCCGACGGACGCAUCCUACGCGCAUCGGAGACGGCGAACGCCGAUCUCUUCUGGGCGCUGCGCGGCGCCGGCCACAACUUCGGCGUCGUCACCGAGUUCGUCUUCCGGGCGUACGACCAGCCCCACGAGGUCUACGCGGGCUUGCUGAGCUACCCGACCCAUCGACUGCCGGAGAUCCUGGCCUUCGUCAACACCUUCGAGGACGAGGGCCCGGCCCAGCAGGACCAGGGGAUCUUCUUCGGCUUCAGCGGGGACAUCAUCCUGGCGGCCAUCUUCUACAACGGGCCGCGCGCCGCCGCGGAGCGGCACUUUGCGCCCCUGCUGGCGCUGCAGCCCACGGUCAACACGGUCACCAUGAUCCCCUACGAGCAGCUGAACACGAUCCAGAACCCCUUCGCCACCUACGGCGGCCGCAAGUCCUUCAGCGGCGCCUUCGUCCGCCUCCCGCUGGAGGUAGGGUUCUUUCAGGAACUGCUGGACGACUACCAGGCGAUGAUCCAGACCUAUCCCGAGGCCUCGCGCACCGCCGUGCUCUUCGAGCUGGUCUCCCACACCGCGGUGCUGCGCGUCCCCCAGGCGGCCAUGGCCUACGCCACGCGCGGGCCGUACUAUAAUGUCGGCUGCGUGUUCCGGUGGGAGAACCCCGGUCUGGACCAGACCAUGCGGGCGAUGCAGCAGGCGAUGAUGCGCAAGGUCGGUGACCGCGCCGGGGCCGGGGCGCAUGCCCGCGCCUAUGCCAAUUAUUCUCACCACGACGGCCGGGUCAAGGACGUUUUCGGCGAGAACCUGCCCCGGUUGCAGCAAUUGAAAGGCAAGUAUGAUCCGAACAAUGUGUUCAAGAAGUGGUUGAAUUUGCUGCCCAAUUAG